AAAACGCUCAACUGUCCCGAGUAGCCCCGGUUGACGGUAUUGAAUGUUGUUAAUUAAACAUGAAUAGUGGUAUUAUCUGUUCUUACUGGUCUUAUCUUUCAAAGGCCAUUGCUUCUGAAGAGGUGCGCAAGAAUCAGAUUAAGAAGAACCACCAUGCUCCAAAAAGAUACAUUUCCUUUUUAUAUCAAGAUGAAAGUGGCCGAAUUAAAGUGGAAGAAGAUGACAGUAAUAAGAUGAUUGCUGUCAUGGGGAACAGAAGAAUUAAAAGCAGCCAAGUAACAGGACGAUUUUUCAAGCAGGCUGUACCAAGACGACUGGGCACCAUAAAGAACCCCCACGAAACUGAGAUCCACGUGCACCAUAUUAUUCCGCAAUGUAAAAUCAAGCUGAGCAUCAUUGAAUGGCAAAAACGAAGCACAGAAGAAUUUGACGCAAAUUUGGAGGAGUACCUGAAUUUACCUCCUAUUAGGCAAAUUUUUGUAAAUAGUUUACUAGAGAAAAAAACCAGAGACGGGAAAGUUUUCCUCAAUAAACCAGAGUGCACAGGCAUUAAUCUUUAUAAUGCCAUAUGCUGGUAUCCUAGGAACUUAGUUCGUGGUCCUCACCGUGUUCUACGCAAUAAAGACCCACUAGAAAACUUUGACACCGAAAUUUUUAGUGUACAAAGUGUUAAUUACCAGUAUGCCUGCACAAAGGCAUGGAAUGCCAUCCAAAAUAAUUCAGAAAAUAGUGACAAAGAUUUAUUUAGAAUUUGUGUGGAAGCUUUAGGUGAUUUGGAGAUGCCAGAAGUACGUUGGGUGAAGGGGGAAAAUGGGAAAUAUGAUGCCCAAAAAUAUUAGCUAUGAUACAAGUACACUAAUAUGUUUAAUGGGAAUUUUUAUAGUUGUGGUGUCCAUAAAGAUUGAGAUAAACUCUUCUAUUUUUGUUGUCGUUUCUAUG
This is a messenger RNA of Hyalella azteca, 939 nucleotides long. RefSeq lists its product as uncharacterized. The coding region runs from base 60 to 839 and encodes 259 amino acids. Lineage: Eukaryota; Metazoa; Arthropoda; Malacostraca; Amphipoda; Hyalellidae. The transcript is spliced from 2 exons. The record is from RefSeq and is a predicted model, not a curated record.